This is a messenger RNA of Hyla sarda, 408 nucleotides long. RefSeq names its product insulin like 5 (gene INSL5). NCBI's taxonomy places the organism in Eukaryota, Metazoa, Chordata, Amphibia, Anura, Hylidae. Gene Ontology annotation, biological process: positive regulation of feeding behavior. Bases 1 to 408 code for a protein of 135 amino acids. Gene Ontology annotation, cellular component: extracellular region. The record is from RefSeq and is a predicted model, not a curated record. The transcript has 2 exons. Gene Ontology annotation, molecular function: hormone activity.
AUGAGAGUCCUACCUGUCUGCUGCGUCCUGCUCGCUUUCCUGGUGGCGGCCGAACAAGUAACGGCGGACGGGCAAUUUGUGAAGCUCUGCGGCCGGGAAUUCAUCCGAGCCGUGAUCUAUACCUGCGGAGGAUCCCGAUGGAGGAGGCUUCUGUCUGGGCAGCCCCAAGACAUGACAGACAGAGACGCCUUCUUCGCCUUGCAUGCUGUAGAUGAGGACUCGGUGGGACCGGUGGAAUAUCACGUGCAGAAAAUAAAUUCGGAGAACCUGCAGGAAACAGAGUCUUCUGAGGAGUUGUGGGGGUUAAAGAAGAACCCAGCCCAAGAGAGACGCGACCUGAAUGAACUGCUGACCACCGCCUGCUGCAAGACCGGCUGCAAGAAGAAGGACUUGAGUUCACUUUGCUAG